Molecule: messenger RNA, 3099 nt
Organism: Orbilia oligospora ATCC 24927
Lineage: Eukaryota; Fungi; Ascomycota; Orbiliomycetes; Orbiliales; Orbiliaceae
Exons: 5
Coding region: 1-3099 (1032 amino acids)
Biological process (GO): protein targeting to vacuole; Golgi to vacuole transport
Cellular component (GO): AP-3 adaptor complex; endosome membrane; membrane coat
Source: RefSeq, a predicted model, not a curated record
AUGUCUAGGUUCGAAAAGUCUCUUUACGACCUCAUCCGCGGCCUUCGCGCCCACAAGGGAAAUGAAAAGGCCUAUAUUGCCCAGUCAAUGCAGGAAUGCAGGAACGAAGCUAGAUCGAACGAUAUGGAUAUAAAAUGCGCCGCGAUACUCAAACUUAUAUACCUCGAAAUGUUCGGCCAUAGCAUGUCGUGGGCUUCUUUUCAUGUCUUGGAAGUCAUGUCCUCGCAGAAGUUCGUGCAGAAGAGGGUGGGGUAUUUGGCUGCCGUCCAGAGCUUUCGGCUGGAUACAGACGUUUUGAUGUUAGCGACGAACUUGUUGAAAAAGGAUCUCUCGUCGCCAAACCAGUUCGAGUUAUCUUUGGCUAUUAACGGGUUAUCGCAUAUCGUAUCUCCAUCUUUGGCAAGAGAUUUAACGCCGGACCUGAUAGCGAAAAUGAACCAUUCCAACCCUUAUAUUCGAAAAAAGGCGGUGUUGGUUAUGUAUAAAAUAUUCUUACAGUUUCCCGAAGCUUUACGAACGAGUUUUCCGAGACUGAGGGAACGGCUAGAAGAUAACGAUGAGACUGUGGUAUCUGCAACCGUCAAUGUAAUCUGCGAACUAUCCAGGAAGAAUCCGAGGAACUAUCUUCCUCUCGCUCCACAACUUUUCAACCUCCUCACAACAUCAAAGAAUAACUGGAUGACAAUCAAAAUCAUCAAGCUGUUUUCCUCUUUAACUCCCCUCGAACCCCGACUUGUGAAAAAACUUGUCCCACCGAUAUCAAACAUCAUAAAGACCACAACUGCCAUGUCCCUUCUUUACGAAUGUAUCAACGGCCUAAUCUCCGGUGGCCUAUUAACACACUUAGCCGGCACUUCAGACGGCGAAGACCUUGCUAUUCUAUGUGUUGGGAAACUAAGAGGUUUCCUCGUAGAAGGGGAUAGUAAUCUUAAAUACGUUGCGUUACUAGCACUGACGAAGAUGACAAAGACGCAUGGGUAUCUCGUUGCAGCUGAGAAAGAUGUUAUAUUGGAAUGUAUAGACGACGAGGAUGUUAGCAUUCGACUAAGGGCGUUGGAGUUAGUUGUGGGAAUGGUAGAUGUGGAGAUUUUACAACCGGUCGUAGGAAGGUUGUUACGGCAGUUAAGACCCGUGUCUUCGGAUGAUAAUGAUAUAUCCGGAAAGAAGGAGUAUGAUGAUAACGAGGAAGAUGAUGAAAACGGGGAAGUGGAGUUGGUAAAGAGGACAGCGGGACCGGCAAAGCCAGCUGUCAGUUUACCUGAUGACUAUAAGGAUGGGGUGAUACGCAGGAUCUUAGAGAUGUGCUCAAAGGAUACCUAUGCGAAUAUGCCAGACUUUGAAUGGUAUAUUGACGUAUUGGUUCAAUUGGUGAGGUAUUGCCCCGGGGAGAUUAAGUCAAGUGGGGGCCAGAGUUUGGAUGAUGAGGAUUUUGAGGAAGCCUACAUGGCGGGAGGAAAGGUUGAUGUUGGGGAGGAGAUUGGGAGGGAGUUAAGGAAUGUAGCGGUGAGGGUUAAGACAGUUAGGAGGCAAGCAACGGAGGCAGCGGAGUUGUUGAUGGGGAGGAGUAGUACGAUGUUCCCAGUUACCGGAGGCGGCGGGAAAAGGGUGCUAUUGGCAGCAGCAUGGAUCGUGGGAGAAUACGCAGAACAUUUACGAAGUCCUAACGAGACGAUUGAUUCUUUACUACAAUCGUCAAAUGCAUCUUUACCAGCGGAUGUGGUCUCGACUUAUGUCCAGGCCAUACCAAAAGUCUAUUCCUAUCUCACAUCGAAUGAUUCUAUCGCAUGGACACCGGAACGGAAAACAACAGUUACGCUUCUUACGAACAGGGUAGUCGAGUUUCUGGAAACACUCAGCUCUUCACCUCACUUAGAGGUUCAAGAACGAGCGGUUGGUUUCCUGGAAAUAUUUAGAUUGGCAAAAGAGGCUAUAGCCGAACAACCCGCCAACGCGAAUAGAAUACCAGACGAAGACGAAGGUGGAAUACAAGAAGAAUACGACCCGCCGCUAAUACUUACCCAGGCGAUCCCUAGUCUCUUUCACGGGUUUGAGUUGAACCCUGUGGCGCCAAGAGCCCAAAGAAAGGUCCCAAUUCCUGAUACCCUCGACUUGGAGACUCCUAUAAACUCCCAAUUGGCUUUCUUGCUAAGCUCCGCGGACUAUGACGCUGGGGUAGGAGAUUUUGACCCGACGGCCGCGGCUGCGGACGAGGAGUUUGAGAAGUUUUACUACCAGAAACCCGUGGUUGUUGUUGAAACAGCUGCCCAGAGAAUCGAUCGAGCAGCAUCCAAUGCUUCUGGUGGGGAUAAACAUGGUAUUACAGGGUCGUAUCAGUCUGGAGAGGACACCUAUCUUGAUCCGGACAUCGUAGCACGGAGGAAAGCUGAGAGAAGGGAGAGAAAUAAAGACGAUCCAUUCUAUAUUGGAAGCACGGGAGCUAGUGGAAUAACUACGCCUAAUCCUUUAGGGGGUGAGCACUUUGAUAUCGAUAGUAUUCCUAUUAUGAAGUUGGAUCUAGGAGAUGGUGUAGGUUUGAUAAAGGAGGGUAAUGUAGGGGCACCGGUUCCAAGAGUCAAGGUUGAGAUUGCUGCCGAUGAAGGAGAUGGUAUGGACGAUGGCGAGGAUAUCGAACCUGUUGGGGUUGGGAGCUUGAGGAUCAAGGGCAAGAAAGGCAAGGGCAAGAAUAUACUCAACGUUGAUUCGAGCAAUCUUGUUGGGUUCUCGUUGGAAGAACCCGAGGAAGACUUGCUUGCCCAGGAAGAAGAUGUGGCAAAGGCGAAGAAGGAAGUGGAAAGACUUAGAGGCGAGAUUGCUAGGGCGGCGGAGAGGGUUAGGGUUCCGACUGUCCAACCAAUUGUUGAAGUUCCACCACAAGCUCAAGCUCAACCCACAGAGGUUGCGAAGAAAAAGAAGAAGAAGAAAGUGGUGGAGGAAGGUGACGACGGUGAGAAGAAGAAAGUCAAAAAGAAGAAAAAGAAGGAAGGGGAACAGGGAACCGGCGACCAAGCGGAAAGUAUACCUGUUGUCAAGAAGAAGAAAAAGAAGAGGCGAUCGUCAACAGCGGAAGCGGGAGGGGAUGCCGGCGAGGAUGCCGGGUGA